This is a messenger RNA of Ordospora colligata OC4, 1650 nucleotides long. RefSeq lists its product as uncharacterized. The transcript has a single exon. NCBI's taxonomy places the organism in Eukaryota, Fungi, Microsporidia, Ordosporidae. The record is from RefSeq and is a predicted model, not a curated record. The coding region runs from base 1 to 1650 and encodes 549 amino acids.
AUGGCAAAAAAUAAAAGUAUGAGUUCAAUAGGAAUUGCUGUAGCAACACGAUUAAAAAAAGGUUUUAGUAAUAACCCUAAAAAUAUCCUAAAACAAUGUUUCAUUAAAAUAGCACAAAUCGAUCUAAAAUUAUAUAAUUAUCUGGUUGCAAAUAAAAAAAAUCCUGAAUUAAUGGAAUUAAUGAAAUCAAGAUAUAAGGCAUUGGAUAGUAUUUAUAAGAAUAUCGAUAGUAUUCGUGAUGAAAAUAAAGAUGCAAUUAUUAAAGAAUCUAUUGAAAAUACAUUAUUAUCAAAAAAAAUAAUAAAAAAUGAAAAUGUACCGACUGAAUCUAUUCUUAAUGGUAUAAAAGAUGCAUAUAAAUCAAAUGAUUUAAAACCGAAAUCUUAUGAAUAUUAUAAUGAAUCACUUAACAUUCAUAUAAAAUAUGAUAAAGAAAAAAAACAAAUUACAAAAUCUAGUAUUAAAAAUGAUCAGGAAGAAUCGAAAACGGAGUCAUCGGAUCUAGAGACUCAUCUUAUCAAUCCACAAGGUGAAAACAAUGCAAAAGAACAUUUUCAUCAAACAGGUCAAUCAUCUAAAGAUGGUUCAACUGAUCUUGUUGAUAAUGAAGGGUCAGGAACUUCCACCUUACUUGCGACAAAAGCCCUCAAAGAUGAAACUAAAAUAGAAGAGAAACAUGCAGAAGCAAUAAAUACAUUGACAGAGAAUCAUCAAAAAGCAAAACCAAAUGCACCAAAUAAUGAACCUAAAAUAGAAGAGAAACAUGCAGAAGCAAUAAAUACAUUGACAGAGAAUCAUCAAAAAGCAACACCUCUUAGCAAUCCAGUUGUUUUGCCAGCUAAAGUAGAAAAAUUAAAUAAAAGUAGCGAUAGAACACCAAAAUCAUCAAGCCCAACAGAACGGAUAGACUUAUUGGAUUUAAUCGGCUAUUUUGUGUGUGGUAUAAUGCUACUUAUGGGUGUUGGAUAUGCAGCAGGAAUAAACGUAAGUAAUAGUGGAGUAAGGGCAUCUGUGUUUGUAAUAUCAGCGAUCUUACCGAUUGUAUCAAUUGUACUUUCAUUUAAUAGCAUGAAAGUAAUCCAGAAUGAGAAAAGAAUCAAGGUUUCAGCAGCUGUGGCACUGCCUGCUGUAAGUGCAGUAUGUGUAAUGAUAACAAAUUUAUACGUGUAUUUGAUCAAUAUGAACGUAAUGUCACUAUGUGAACUACUUAUUCAUCUUUCAAUGACAUUGCUUGUUGUGAUGAGCAUGAGCGUGUGCAUAUGGCGAGACGUUUAUGAUGAGAUGUUGAUGUGUGGAGUGAAUGUGUUAAUGAUUAUUGGAUAUGUAAUACGUAGAGCAUGCAUAAAUGGGAGUGAUGUAGCAAUGAAGUUGAAGAAUGUAGUGGAGAUAGGAUUGGUAGUGAUGCCUAUAUUAGCUUAUGUAAUGAUGCAGGUGUUUAGAAAAAUACAGAAGAAUAAGAAGGAAAUGAAAGAAAAAGUACAAAAUGAAGUACAGCAAGGAAAUAAAAAUGAAGAUAGAUGGACGAAGAUAAGAAUGAUCGUAUCAUUUGUAGGAAUGGUAGGAAUGACAUUUGGAUGGGUGCUAUCCAGUUCACAGAAUGUGAGUGUGAAUAAUGUAGCUGGUUAUGCGUGUGAAUUAGAAAGUACGUAA